AUGAAGGUCCUUCAGUUUCUUCGACACAAGGCCCUCCUCAUUUCUACAAUUAUCGCCGUUGUACUGGGAAUUGUAGCUGGUAUUAUGUGCCGGUCUCUUAAGCCAACCCCUGACGCCAUUCAGUUGGUGCAGUUUCCUGGAGAGCUUUUCCUUCGUAUGCUGAAGAUGCUGAUGCUGCCUCUAAUAGUCGCCAGUAUUAUUACAGGUGUGAUUACGUACUGCAUUGUUUUCGGUGUGACACUAAACCAACUUGAUGUCGUGGAGGAAUGUGCUGCCACGCUGCCGGUGACGAUGCAGUGUGUGGAGCAGCGGAUGAAGAUGGACACACGGAUUUCCCGUUUCAUACUCCCAGUGGGUGCCACAGUCAACAUGGACGGCACAGCUGUCUAUGCUGCCAUUGCUCCGAUGUUCAUUGCUCAGUACAAUGGGAUCAGCCUGACAUUCGGAGAUGUAAUAAUUAUAAGUUUAACAGCUGUUCUCAGCAGUGUAGGAUCUGCUGGUGUCCCUGGCUCUGGUUUUGCUAUGCUGUUGCUUGUCCAGAAAGCUAUUGGUCUCCCGGAACGCGGAAUAUCUUUCUUGGUCACCGUUGAUUGGUUGAUUGACACAUCAGAGACUCAAGGCGAGCUCUCUGCGGGAGGAGCAGGAGAUGCUGGAGAAUGA
Messenger RNA from Haliotis rubra (blacklip abalone), 660 nucleotides. RefSeq names its product excitatory amino acid transporter-like. The transcript is spliced from 5 exons. Lineage: Eukaryota; Metazoa; Mollusca; Gastropoda; Lepetellida; Haliotidae. Gene Ontology annotation, molecular function: neutral L-amino acid transmembrane transporter activity; glutamate:sodium symporter activity; L-glutamate transmembrane transporter activity. Bases 1 to 660 code for a protein of 219 amino acids. The record is from RefSeq and is a predicted model, not a curated record. Gene Ontology annotation, cellular component: plasma membrane.